UUUACUACUCUAUUCAGAAUCGAGAUAUAUUAUAGGUAGUUUUAGUAGUGGUGCAGACCAAAAAUAAAACAAUGGAAUAAAAAUAUUAUAAAAAAAUAAACUAGAACUAGACAUGUUUAUAUUGAUCACCUUUUUUGUAUCACAUACUGUUUUCGUUAACGCGUAUCACGGAGUUAUGUCCCUUCCAUCACAAAUUAAAGUCUUGGACGAGGUGUUGUCGGAUAUAGUCAAUUUGAAGACUUUAACACGACUAGGAAGGGCAUUUCCAAACCAUGAGAUUGAAAUAAAUGUUGAGAAAUCGCAAGACGCACCACUUCAAGUUCCACUCAAGUACAUGGAGUGGUUAAAUGCGAACCCCAACUUACAGGCUGCACGACGCUCAAUAGCACGUUCAGGCGAGAAAAAUGACGUGUCUACAACAACAGUUCCAACAACUACAACAGUGACAACUACAACACCUACGAGUAUGAGUACUACCACAAUGAGGUAUAUGAGCGAUCAAGAAACUUUUCAAACAAUGGGCAAUGCAAUGUAUAAUCAAAAAAGGCCUUUAUACAUGGAGGAUCUUAUACAAGCUCUCGAAGACUUUGAAAAGAAAAGGAAACAAGAUGAUUUGGUUACCAGUAACAGAAUCGAUUUAACCACUGAAGAUGGCAACCGUCCAUUAGUAAAGAAGGAUUUGUGGGAUCUGCAAAAUAUUUUAUCUAACAGAGAUUGUAAGGAACGGCGGAGCAGCACUGGUGAAGGAAUCAAGGAUUUCAAUGAUGUCAUUAAUUUAAUUAACAAAGGCGUCAAAGUCCAACUGGAAGUAACGACACCAGCGGGAGGUGACCCCAAUAUGAAUUGGGUUCCCAUUAAAAUACCCAAAAAUACCUAAUAAUAAAAAUAAAUUACGUA
Molecule: messenger RNA, 897 nt
Organism: Leguminivora glycinivorella
Lineage: Eukaryota; Metazoa; Arthropoda; Insecta; Lepidoptera; Tortricidae
Exons: 10
Coding region: 113-877 (254 amino acids)
Source: RefSeq, a predicted model, not a curated record